AUGUCCUCCAAUCGUUACACCACAAUUCCCCCACCCAUCUCACCACAACCCUCCGCCCCCUCCCUCUUCUCCACCCUCCGUCCAUGGCAACUCCUACUAGACCCUUCGGCUCUCAGCCUCCCCAUAUCCUUCUCCGAAUCCAUCCAUCGAAUCAACCAAAACCUCCGCUACUUCCGCUUAAACUACACCCUAAUCAUACUAUUCAUCCUCUUCCUUAGCAUCUUGUACCACCCGAUCUCCGUACUCAUCUUUUUUAUCACAAUCGCGGCUUGGGUUUAUUUGUCUUUCAAUCGAAAUGAGCCUUUGGUGGUUCUUGAUCGGACUAUCGAUGAUAGGUUUGUUCUGGGUUUUCUCUGUUUGUUGACUGUAUUUGCUCUGAUUCUGGCGAAUGUGUGGUGGAACGUCAUCGUUUCGGGGAUGAUUGGGUUUGUGAUUGUUUGUUUGCACGCGGUUAUCAGGACUCCGGAGGAUGAGGAGUCGCUGUAUGGGGCAUUACUUUCUGAUUCGGAUAGUCCGAGAGGAAGGUAUGCUCGGGUUUGA
Ilex paraguariensis (yerba mate) is the source of this 540-nucleotide messenger RNA. Lineage: Eukaryota; Viridiplantae; Streptophyta; Magnoliopsida; Aquifoliales; Aquifoliaceae. The record is from the annotation of a GenBank genome assembly.